AUGGCGGACCUGAACGAUCUCUUUGGAGCCUUUGACGGAAAUGACAGCGACCAUGGCAGCAGCUCGUUGCAGGAUGAGCCAGCAGUACUACCGAAGAAGCCGCGACUGGAAGAAAGAAAUAGCCAGCGGAGCAGUAGUCCACCAGAAGAUGAACUAUCCAACAUCCGCUCCUAUUCGGCCUUUCCCAAAAACUUACCCGCGGGUUUUGCCCCACCCCGAGUCGAACCCCCACAAGAACCCGCCAAGACGUACGCCUUUAAGCUGGAUCCCUUUCAGGCGCAGGCCGUGGCCUACAUUGACAAGGAAGAAUCGGUACUGGUUGCGGCCCAUACAUCAGCGGGAAAAACUGCCGUGGCGGAAUACGCCGUCGCGAAGUCACUCAAAGCGGGACAGCGCGUCAUCUACACGUCCCCGAUCAAGGCUUUGUCGAAUCAGAAAUUCCGGGAUCUACAGGAAGAAUUUGAUGAUGUCGGACUCAUGACCGGUGAUAUCACAAUCAAUCCCGACGCUACUUGUCUCGUCAUGACGACGGAAAUUCUGCGCAGCAUGUUGUACCGUGGCAGUGAGCUCAUGCGAGAAAUAUCGUGGGUCAUUUAUGACGAGGUACAUUACAUGCGUGAUGCCGAACGCGGCGUCGUUUGGGAGGAGUCCAUCAUCUUACUGCCCCAUCGGGUCCGAUUCGUCUUUUUGUCCGCCACCAUUCCCAACGCCACCCAAUUCGCUGAUUGGAUUGCCGAAAUUCACCACCAACCCUGCCACGUCGUCUACACAAAUUACCGGCCAACACCGCUCCAACACUACAUUUUCCCCCAAGGCGGGGAAGGCCUGCACCUGGUCGUGGACGAGCGUGGCAAAUUCCGUGAAGCCAACUUUCAAAAGGCCAUGGCCAGCUUACAGUCGGGUAACGGAAACGCCAAAAAACGCGGUCGGGGUAAACAAGGUGGAGGUGCCGGCCAAUUUGCGGAUUUACACCGAAUUGUAAAACUCAUCAUGGAGAGGAAUUUGAACCCAUGCAUCAUCUUCUCGUUUUCGAAAAAAGACUGUGAAAAGUACGCGCUAGCUUUGAAUCAAGAAGACUACACGGACGACGUAGAGAAGGAUUUGGUGGCGCAAGUGUACCAUAACGCAAUCGAUUCGUUGAGUGAUGACGAUCGUAAAUUGCCGCAAGUAGAGGCACUAUUGCCUUUGUUGAAACGCGGAAUAGGAAUCCAUCACGGCGGAUUACUUCCCAUUCUAAAAGAAAUUGUUGAAAUUUUGUUUACGGAGGGGUUGAUCAAGGCAUUAUUUGCGACCGAAACAUUUUCUAUCGGUAUCAACGCUCCUGCUAAAACGGUUGUUUUCACCAAUACUCGAAAAUGGGACGGGAAAGAUUUCCGAUGGGUAUCUAGUGGGGAAUAUAUUCAAAUGAGUGGUCGUGCUGGUCGUCGCGGAAAAGACGAUCGCGGUAUCGUUAUUCAAAUGGUCGAUGAAAAGAUGGAACCUGCGGUUUGUAAAGAUAUGCUGUACGGUGCUCCAAAUCCUUUAAACUCGAGCUAUCGAAUUUCUUACAAUAUGCUUUUGAACCUUAUGCGCGUGGAAGAUGUUGACCCUGAGUACCUUAUUCGUGCCUCAUUUCACCAGUUUCAACGAGAAAAGGAUGCUCCAGGAUUGAUUGCUGACGCUGAAAUCCUAGAAUCCCAAGCAGAGACAGUAGACUUUCAAUCCGAAGAAGAAGUGACGUUGGUUGCGGAAUACUACCAAAUGGACCAGCAGCUUCUAUUGACUCGACGCAAAAUCGGCACGAUUGUGAGAAAGCCGGGUUAUGUUCUUAAGUUUCUGCAAGCUCCCGGGCGCUUUCUGGAUGUCAUUCUUGACGGGGAAGAGUUCGGGUGGGGUGUUUUAGUCUCCUGCAAGAAGCGCCAAGGAAUCGGAUCGGGAGGAGAAGCUGGUCGCAUUGCAUCAUUGACCAAUCAGCCUGAAUACAUUCUGGAUGUUCUUUUGAAUUGUGUCGAUCGGCAUUUCGACAAAAACAGGAAAGGAAAGGAUGAAGAUGCAGAGAACGUAAACCUUCUUAUCGAACGCCUUUCUGCGGUUCGAAUCUUCAUUCCGCAAGACAUCACAACCCCCGAAGCCCGUCGCAAAGUCUCCACGUCUGUCAAGGAGGUUUCGAAGCGCUUUCCAGAUGGUAUCCCCUUGCUCGACCCUGUGGCCGACCUUGGCAUCAACGAUGAUGCUUUUAUGACACUACUGAAGCGGGCUGAAACACUGACAAAUCUCCUGGCGGAACAUAAGCUGGCGAACGAUUUUGUGGAUUCAAGUCGCCUUGAACUAGUUCAACGGUAUGAGAAGAAAGCUGAUAUGUUGGAACGGGCAAAGACAUUACGCGAAGAGGCGCGCAACUGUCAAACGAUGGCAAUGAAAGAUGAUCUCAAGAAGAUGAAAAGAGUUCUCAAGAAGCUCGGCCAUGUCGAUGCAGGCGGAGUAAUUCAGACGAAAGGUCGGACUGCAUGUGAAAUUAACACCUCGGAUGAGCUUGUUGUUGUUGAGCUCAUUUUUGGCGGCAUUUUUAAUGAUCUUUCUGUCGAGCAAAGUGUCGCGCUUCUAUCUUGUAUGACUUUUGACGAACGCAAUAAAAAUGAAGAUGAUCCCGCAAGUGGCUUGAAGAGCUUUCUGUCCAACCCUUUUUACAAACUUCAAGAGGUAGCACGGACUGUUGCACGCGUUGUAAUUUCCUGCGGAAUCGACCUGAACGAGGACGAGUUUGUGGACAAAUUCAACCCGGGGAUGAUGGAGGCUGUCUUUGCUUGGUGUAAAGGAGCAAAGUUUAUCGAAGUCCAAAAGCUUACUGGGUCGUUUGAAGGCACUACAAUUCGAACUUUGCGUCGGCUCGAAGAACUCGUUCGGCAGAUUACUGCUGCGGCGAAAGCCAUUGGAAACCACGAACUGGAGGCAAAGUUUGAAAAAGGAAGUGAACUGAUCAAACGAGAUAUUGUCUUUUGCAGCUCUCUUUAUUUGUAACAUUCUAGAAUAAUACCGUGAGCAGGCCAUGUUCACGACC
Messenger RNA from Phaeodactylum tricornutum CCAP 1055/1, 3037 nucleotides. RefSeq lists its product with no specific name. The record is from RefSeq and is a predicted model, not a curated record. Gene Ontology annotation, molecular function: RNA helicase activity; ATP binding; RNA binding. Gene Ontology annotation, biological process: maturation of 5.8S rRNA; RNA catabolic process. The transcript has 7 exons. Gene Ontology annotation, cellular component: nucleus. Lineage: Eukaryota; Bacillariophyta; Bacillariophyceae; Surirellales; Neidiaceae. The coding region runs from base 1 to 2997 and encodes 998 amino acids.